CUUCUUUUAAAGACGGCCACGGCACACUAGUCCACUUGCUGCCGUCUGAGGUUUCAGCUUCCUGGCGCCGGGAGUGCUCUUUUCCCCGCUCAUGCAACACCGGGAGGAAAAGAUGGUUCGCUUCGCGCGCUGCUACUCUGUUGUCCUCUACGUCCCCUGGGUGUUACCGAGCCGGUCUUCUUCAGUUCUUCGCCAAGGGGCUUCUUCCAACUUCGUUCUCGGUGCUGGCUGUCGCAGGCUUGCUGGGUCUGUCUGCGUUUCUUCGAUUCCGCGCUCCUGAGCUGCGAGAACUCUUUUCCAUUUCUCUUCGGAGAAGCCGGAGGGCGAGGCGCUUCUUAGCGCAUGUGACCACGUGUGUUUGUACAGCUCGAUAGCUGCGGCAGCGAAAAAACCAAGUCUCGGAGGGUUUCUCUCGCUCCCUUCUUUUCUUUUUCCCGUCAGUUUCCGUUUUCGCUGCCCGCGAGGCUGCACCGCGCCACUUCUCUCUGCAGUCUGUGCGACUCUCCGUCGCGUUUCCGGCCCCGCUUUUUUGUCUGGGCAGACGCCUGCGAAACUCCGAAUCUGGGUCCACGCCCCCGUGCCCACCAGCUUGCUUCAGAGUGUCAUUCGUGGUUGUCUCUUUCGCCUUGCCAAGUUCGCGAGGCUUGUCUGCGUUGUCUGUGACUGGCGAGAAACGCGUCUUAACAGGUGUGCCGUUCCUUGGCAUUUCCCUCUCCUCUCCCCGUCCAUCACGCUCGCAGUCCACCCUCGUUUCCACCUCGUCCAGAGCUCUCUUUCUCGCGCGCGCGGCGAAGCGACAGUCCUUUCUGUCGUCGUCCACAUGUUAAAAAGGCUCUCUGCGAGCUGUCUGUUCAGCUGGCUCACCCGCGAAGAAGGCCUCUUUCCUUGCGUCCGCUGUGUGUUUCUCGCCUGUCAGAAACGCUGCCACUGGAAAGCCACUCCAGUUCUCCACCUUCUCUGCGGCAGAAGUCUAUCCGAGUCCAAGUUCUCCGCGUCUUGUCACAGUCACAUGCCUGUCUGUUGUGUCCGACCCCGUCUCUUUCCGGGGCGUAUCUGUCUGCAGUCUCUCUCGUCGUCUCCUCUGUCUCGCUUGCCUUCACACCCAUUCUCCACGCGUCGCCCUCUUGAACUCCACAGACCGGACUCUUCGCUGUGAGGACCCGUUCGCUGUGUGUCAGACGCGAUCUUCCGCGCUCUCCUCGACUCAAGCGUUUGCGAGGCCCACCAUGUGAAGUGGUGAAGUCGGCGCGUCCGCCGCGGGCUCCACGCUUCACAGAGUUCUUGUUCGUCUUCCGAGGCAACUCUCGAGUCUCCCACGGAGACCGUCGCUUCCUGGAGGCGCCUCUUGCCUGUCUGUCUCUUUCUCACUCUCCACCAUGUCGGCAACCUCGGCCUUCUCGUCUGGCGCCGCCUCGGGAUCCGGUCCUCUCUCUCUCACGUUGACAGGCCGGCCUGGGGCGGCUGUGGGGUCUCCAGAGUUCCUGGGGACCGGUGCGCCGGGAUCCACGGCCGCCAGCCUCGACGCUGUGGCUGCGCCAGAAGAAGGGGAAAUCAUUGAAGUUCCUCGACCGGACGGAGUCGCCGCUUCGAAUCCGCAGAAGGAGUCUGAUGCCCCUGCUGCAGGCUCCUCCGCGGGUGCCGCAGGUCAGGGUGAGGCGGCGGCUUCCAUCGAGAGCGCCCUCGACAGUCUGGUCCACCAGCUGAGUUCUUCGUCGCUGACAGGGGGUCGGGACUACCACCAGCGAAUGGCCGAACAGCUCAAGUCGGAGGACAUUGCGGCCCGCCUCGAAGCCACGCAAGCGUACCGGCGCUCUCUGGCUCAUCGCCAGGAACUUGAGCAGCAACAGAAAAACGCGAGUUGCGCAUGUCCAGGUUCGGGGUCGGCGAGCGCGACGCCGAGCUCUGGCUCGGGACCGGCGUCGAGCUUUUCACAGUUCGGAGGACGCCCGGCGGCGGGACUCGAGGCCGCGAGUGGGGGCCUCAACUCAGCAAGCGCCUUCGCAUCGCUCUCCGAUGCCGCCGUCAUGGACGUCACGAUUCAAGACAUGCUCGAUCAGGACCUCGUCUGCGAGGUCGUCCGGUCCGUCGGGCUGCCGCACCCCCACCUGCAGCUCGAGAGCAUCCUCCUCGUCCAGCGACUGUGUCGAGGUACCUUUUCGCAGACGCGGCAGAUCGUCUCUUCGACGCUGGUCGACUCGCUGGUCCAGAUUCUCCUGGGGGUCACGAGCGGCCGCGUCGGCGCGGGGGCCCCCGAGCUGCGACUCGCCGUUCUCGGCCUCUUCACGAAGCUCGCUCAAGACUUCAAGGCCCACAGAGACUUCGCGCUGCUCCGGCCGGCCGCCGGAGUCGUCCCUGCCGUCGUGGAGGCGGUCAAAGCUGCGCCGGACCUCGAGGGCGCGCGGUGCAUCCAUGCGCUUGUGUGCAGUAACAUUCAGCAACUCAAGGUGGAUGUGGCGCCGAUUCUCUCGAUCCUCAUUUGGCUGAUGAAGAACAGCGACGACCAGGCGAUCCUCUGUCUGGCGGCCAGCGCAUGCGUCACGCUUUGCGAGCGCCCCGAGGGCGUCGACGUAGUCCUCAACUCGCCUGCGCUGCCCACCAUUCUGCAGCUGCUCCACCACGAAGACCAAAGAGUUGUCUUCGACGCGCUCUCCGUCGCCGCGAAGAUCGCCUUCGUCGGAAGCACAGUCCAAAUCGAUCGGGCCAUCAACAUCGGCGUCGUCCAGGCCAUGGUCGAGGUCCUGCAAAAUCCUGCGGUCUCAAACCCCACGACCCGCGCUCGUGCAUGCAACACCCUCGGAAAUCUGGGAUGUGAAACUCCCAAACAGGUCCAGCCCAUCAUUGAGACGCGAGCCUUCCCGCUGUUGGUGGAGAUCUUUCAAAUGGAUCCGGACUACAACACACGCAUCGAAGCGGCGUACGCAGUCUGUGCAUGUCUCUCGCGAGCGGACUCUCAGCAAGUGGGGUACAUCAUUUCCUGCACCGCUCGUCCACCCGCGUUCUCCGGUUUCUCGCGAAGUCGCUCGAGGGCAGGGCUGGAGGGACCUGUCGUUUCUUCAACUCGCGGCGCGGCGCCGGCGUACCUCGCCUCGCCCCUAGCGAUUUCUUCUUCCCGCCUCGGCACUAGCCAGCUGAGUCUGGUGUACGGAACCCCACGGAUCACUGAGAAGCCGCCGCCAGCGAUUCUCUCCUUCGGAGGCAGCAAUCCGUGUCUCGGCCUCAUUGCAGACAUGCUCGAGCUCGUCUGUGAGAGCGACCCGACCAACAGCGGGAGCCUCAAACUCUGCAAAGCCAUUCUCCGCGGCCUGGACAACAUCCUCGAGGUCGGCGCUCAGGAGGCCCGCCUCCUCGGAUUGACUGAAAAUCCGUACGCGAAACUCUUCCACGAAGUGCAAGGCGAUCUCAAGCUGUCCCAGAUGCAGUUUUUCCCGGACUACAACAUCGCUGCGAAGACUCACAGCAUUUUGGAGAGAUACUUUGAAGAUGCAACGACGUGGAACACGAGGAAAUGACUUUUCGUUUCCUCUCCGUCAUGGACGAAAAAACGUUUCUUUGUUCGCACUUCUGUCACCCGUCUUUAUCCUUUUCGUAGGGGCUGCGCAGUCUGUCUCGAAUUCUCUGCGUAUCUGUCGUGUCUAUUGGGAUUCUGUCCACGCUUCAGUUGUGCUGGCUUCACGCGCGCCUCUGAUUUUCUCUGUGUGUCCUCAUACACGUUCUUGUUCGCCGCGCGGUGUGCCGUGAAUGCUUUGUGUUCGAGCGGUGAAGUGCAGUGGGUAUCCGCAAGUUUGCCAGUUUACGAAACUCGCACAUGCUGCUCGGAGAGAUAGCAGGAUGAAUUUUUUCCUGUUUCCAGGAUUUUCAUCGGAGAUUUGUACGGGGAUGUUCCCUGCUUCUACGGUUGUGGUGGUAGAUGGACAGGCAUGUGGGUGGUGGAGUUGCCAGUACAGCGGCUAGCGUUUUCACGGUAAACAGUGUAAGGCUCCUGGCUCAGUUAACAAACACACAUAGUCGGUGGAAGAAACGAGUAUAGAGUUGCGAAGUCACGACCCUAUCACUGACCGUCCACACAGCUUCGCAUUUCAAGCGUUUUGCCGUGAUAGCUCAUCGGUCUUCGCAAACGUCGUUGCGUUGAGUUUCAGGGUUCUUCGGGACCUUAAAUGAGCCCCAAGAAGACUCUAGAAAAGUUUCUUGGCAUGCGCGUGUGCCUCAGACGCUACGAGGGGUAAAGGCAUGCUGACAAGAGACUGUUCAUGUUGGAUGUCGUGGGAAAGAGAUUGUUAGCGUGUAUUCCUCAACCGGGCGUCGCUAUUCUGUGUGAAGUGGAUUAAAAGGCCUGGCAAGGAAAAUACACUAGGCUGACAGGCAGUGAGUGUUGGAGGCCUUACACCAAAGCAGAGGUCGUAAUGGGCAGCAUAUUUGGAAACCGCGAAUGGCGCACGAACUCGAGAGCGUACUCUCAACGGAGGAAUAAAAAGCUCUUGUUAACUCGGAUGAAUGUGUCCAGUCCAGCGACCGUUGGACGGGCUCUUGCGAAUUGUAAACGAUACGGGAGUUGUGAGAACAAGAAAGGAGAG
Molecule: messenger RNA, 4571 nt
Organism: Toxoplasma gondii ME49
Lineage: Eukaryota; Apicomplexa; Conoidasida; Eucoccidiorida; Sarcocystidae
Product: Armadillo/beta-catenin family repeat-containing protein
Exons: 3
Coding region: 1377-3509 (710 amino acids)
Biological process (GO): NLS-bearing protein import into nucleus
Cellular component (GO): nucleus
Molecular function (GO): protein binding; nuclear import signal receptor activity
Source: RefSeq, a predicted model, not a curated record